Messenger RNA from Labrus bergylta (ballan wrasse), 1256 nucleotides. RefSeq lists its product as uncharacterized. NCBI's taxonomy places the organism in Eukaryota, Metazoa, Chordata, Actinopteri, Labriformes, Labridae. The record is from RefSeq and is a predicted model, not a curated record. Gene Ontology annotation, molecular function: ribosome binding. Gene Ontology annotation, biological process: protein insertion into mitochondrial inner membrane from matrix. Gene Ontology annotation, cellular component: mitochondrial inner membrane.
CGUUGUGAGCGCGAGAUGGAUUGUGGGUACAGCAUGGGCUGAGUUUCGUAAGGUUACCAAAGACAACAGGGACAAUGGUGGCUGUUUCAGCCCCGGUCCGCAGUGUGGAAGCCGCCGGUAGAGCCUCUCCGCUCUGAUGCAGCGGAUCACCUGCCUCGCUGCAUGCCGGGAGCUCGGCGGCCUCGCGGCUUGCUCACCCGGGCUCUGCGCCUGGAAGAAGGGCCCGACCAGCAGCCUGCAGCUGGCCUUUAGCCGGCAGCGGACGAGGGUGUGUGUGCGUCCUGCGCGCCCUUUCACGUGGGAGACCGGAGGAGGAGGUCAGGGCCGGAGGGUGUGCAGGCGGAGGGUCGUGUUCGCCGGUCAGAGACACAGACUGUUCAGCUCUCAGCCUGGAGCCGAGGAACCCCCGGGGAGACAACCUGCUGUCUCUGUGGUCGGCAUCCCGGAUCCCAUCACGUGGAUCCGGUGCAGAGUCAUCAUGUAUCUGAUCGACCUGUACUUUCAGUUAGACAUCAGCUCGGAGGAGUUUGACAAAGGAGUAAAGCAGGCUUUGGUCCAUGUCUCCAACAUGAUGUCAAGUGGCAGCUACCACAGGCUGGUGGGGAUCGUAUCCAAAGAGAUGAUCGAGUACGUUGAGAAGAGGUGCAGUUCUCUCACAGAAGCUAACAGGCAGCAGCUCGCCAUCGCUAUGGAUGAUAUUGUGUUUGUGCUGCCGGAGGAUGUGUCCGUCGUCUUUGACAGUCACGGUAGAAAGUUCUGCCAUAUCACCAUGAGGUUCUGGUGUCUGUCAACACAUGAAGGUCCUGAAGACCCCGAGGGCACAAAGUUAUUCAGAGUGUCCUCAAGUGAAGACGGCAGCCCACCGAAGAAAAUCGUCACCGCAGUCUAUGAAUUCCACCGGGAGUUGACGAGUGGAGCCUCUCCUGACUGGACGGUCACAACCAUUUGGCACUGGCACUGGAAAAUGGCUGAGUGAUAUGAACGACGCCGUUAGUGAGUCAUUAACACAACAUGCGGAGUACCGCUUUACUGAAACUGGACCACAGACGAAGACACUGACCACAUGAAAUGGGACCCAGAGCCGUCACUGAUGUGCUAUGCAGACACCUGAACAUGUCAGAAGUUCUUUAAUGAAUUCUUGUUCCUACUUGAAGGUCGACCUCAGACCAUACGAUGCCUUUAAAGUCCCACUCCAUGGAUUUUAAUUACACAGCUAAUUACUGUAUGACUCCACUGAAUAAACUGUAGAACAUGAA